ACUGCCAAAAAGGAUUUCAGGUGAUUCUGUUUUAUCCGGAGAUACAGAUGUGCUGUCCUGUAGUUUGUGUCCUCCUUUAUUUUUUCUCUCUCUUUGAUCAGGCAUAUCUCAACCAAUUCUACUCUCUUGAAAUAGAAGGGAGUCCUCUUGUUCAAAGCAAGAACGGGAGUCUCUUAGAUGAUAAGAUUCGGGAAAUGCAAGCAUUUUUUGGACUGACAGUGACUGGACAACUCGACUCACACACCCUGGAGAUCAUGAGGACACCGAGGUGCGGAGUGCCAGAUGUGGGUCAGUACGGUUACACCCUUCCAGGAUGGGGAAGACACAACCUCACAUACAGAAUCGUCAACUACACUCCAGAUAUGGCCAGGGCAGAUGUGGACGAGGCCAUCCAGAGCGGCCUUGAGGUGUGGAGCCGAGUGACUCCGCUGACGUUCACCAAGACUUUCAAGGGGGUUGCGGACAUCAUGAUUGCCUUUAGGACCCGAGUGCAUGGCCGGUGCCCUCGUUAUUUUGAUGGCCCCCUGGGAGUCCUCGGACAUGCCUUUCCUCCAGGUCUGGGUCUGGGUGGAGACACUCACUUCGAUGAGGACGAAAACUGGACCAAGGAUGGAGCAGGAUUCAGCUUAUUUCUUGUGGCUGCUCAUGAAUUUGGCCAUGCACUGGGACUCUCUCACUCCAAUGAUCAAACAGCUUUGAUGUUUCCAAAUUACGUCUCCCUGGAUCCUAAUAAGUACCCGCUUUCUCAGGACGAUAUCAAUGGGAUCCAGUCCAUCUACGGGAGUCUACCUAAGACAUCUGCUAAGCCAAAGGAGGCCACCGUACCCCAUGCCUGUGACCCUUAUUUGACUUUUGACGCUAUCACCACCUUUCGCAGAGAAGUAAUGUUCUUUAAAGGCAUGUGUGGCGGAUUUACUACGAUAUCUCGGACGUUGAAUUUGAACUGAUCUCUUCAUUCUGGCCCUCCCUGCCAGCGGAUAUCCAAGCUGCAUACGAGAGCCCCAACGAUAAGAUUCUAGUGU
Lontra canadensis (Northern American river otter) is the source of this 1022-nucleotide messenger RNA. It is a transcript of the gene MMP27, whose product is annotated as matrix metallopeptidase 27. The coding region runs from base 48 to 947 and encodes 299 amino acids. Gene Ontology annotation, biological process: collagen catabolic process; extracellular matrix organization; proteolysis. The transcript is spliced from 6 exons. The record is from RefSeq and is a predicted model, not a curated record. Gene Ontology annotation, cellular component: extracellular matrix. Gene Ontology annotation, molecular function: zinc ion binding; metalloendopeptidase activity. Lineage: Eukaryota; Metazoa; Chordata; Mammalia; Carnivora; Mustelidae.